Messenger RNA from Closterium sp. NIES-67, 301 nucleotides. The record is from the annotation of a GenBank genome assembly. NCBI's taxonomy places the organism in Eukaryota, Viridiplantae, Streptophyta, Zygnematophyceae, Desmidiales, Closteriaceae.
UCGAAGUCAUGACUGACGCAAUCGCAAAAGUUACAGUCGGCCGAGCGAAAUUAUCCUGUACACGACAAAGAAAUGCUGGCGAUCGUGCACCCGUUCAACAUCUGGCGAUGCUACCUAAUAGGAGCCGACGUGACUGUAUGAACAGAUCACAAAUCCCUACAGUACCCGCGAGCGCUGCCGAAUCCCAACCCGCGGCAGUUUCGCUGGUUGGAUUAUUUGGAGUCGAACUUUGCGUAUCACAUCACGUACGCGAGGGGUGCCAACAACAUUGCUGACGCCCUCUCCAGACCAUAUCCCCAAA